AUCGAUUCGUUUGCAAAUUUAAUUUCUUCGGGGCAUUACCAGUGAAGUUGCGAAAAUGGCGUCUACGGCUUUUCGAUCCAGUUCAUCGUCGUCUUUGCAUCUCUGUUCUUCCUUUAACGGCCAGUACUUAGCGCCGUCGAGGUGCUUUAUCGGAGCUCCGUUCACUUCCUAUUCUUCUUUAUCGCUCUCCGGUAAGAAGCAAUUAUGUCCUCCGAGAAAAUUCCACGUUUCUGCCAAGAAAGUUUCUGGGUUAGAGGAGGCCAUUAGAAUCAGAAGGUUGAGAGAACUUGAAGCUACUUCAAAAGUGAGGAGAAAUCCACCAUUAAGAAGAGGAAGAGUAUCGCCUCGUCUUCUUGUGCCUGAUCACAUACCAAGGCCUCCAUAUGUUGAGUCUGGCGUGUUACCAGAUAUUUCGAGUGAAUUUCAGAUCCCUGGCCCUGAAGGCAUUGUCAAAAUGAAAGCUGCUUGCGAGCUCGCUGCUCGUGUUUUAAACUUUGCAGGAACUUUGGUUAAACCAUCUGUUACGACCAAUGAAAUCGACAAGGCGGUGCACGAUAUGAUUGUUGAAGCUGGUGCUUAUCCUUCACCUCUUGGAUAUGGUGGAUUUCCUAAAAGUGUAUGUACAUCAGUUAACGAGUGUAUGUGUCACGGAAUACCAGAUUCUCGCCAGCUACAGAGUGGGGAUAUAAUAAACAUCGAUGUCACGGUUUACUUGGAUGGUUACCAUGGAGAUACAUCAAAAACUUUCUUCUGUGGAGAAGUCGACGAAGGUUUUAAACGACUUGUGAAGGUUACGGAAGAAUGCUUGGAGAAAGGCAUAGCCGUAUGUAAAGAUGGAGCAAGCUUCAAGAAAAUCGGGAAGAGAAUAAGUGAGCAUGCGGAGAAAUAUGGCUACAACGUUGUGGAGCGUUUUGUUGGGCAUGGUGUCGGACCAGUAUUCCAUUCCGAACCCCUUAUAUAUCAUUACCGAAAUGAUGAGCCUGGGCAUAUGGUUGAGGGACAAACCUUCACAAUCGAACCGAUUCUGACGAUUGGAACCACGGAAUGUGUAACAUGGCCAGACAACUGGACUACUCUAACAGCUGAUGGUGGUGUAGCAGCACAGUUUGAGCAUACUAUUCUAAUUACUAGAACUGGUUCAGAGAUUCUUACCAAAUGCUGAAACUAUUUACAGUAGUUUUGAUCAUUUCUGUUUCCCUAUUUGUCAAAUGCUGAUUCUUCACUCUUCAUUUCAGCUUUAUAUAUGAUUCUUUUUGCUCAA
Eutrema salsugineum is the source of this 1261-nucleotide messenger RNA. RefSeq names its product methionine aminopeptidase 1B, chloroplastic. Lineage: Eukaryota; Viridiplantae; Streptophyta; Magnoliopsida; Brassicales; Brassicaceae. Gene Ontology annotation, biological process: proteolysis. Gene Ontology annotation, molecular function: metalloaminopeptidase activity. The coding region runs from base 56 to 1162 and encodes 368 amino acids. The record is from RefSeq and is a predicted model, not a curated record. The transcript has 10 exons.